Thrips palmi is the source of this 1749-nucleotide messenger RNA. RefSeq names its product dolichyl pyrophosphate Man9GlcNAc2 alpha-1,3-glucosyltransferase (gene gny). Gene Ontology annotation, cellular component: endoplasmic reticulum membrane. Bases 114 to 1634 code for a protein of 506 amino acids. NCBI's taxonomy places the organism in Eukaryota, Metazoa, Arthropoda, Insecta, Thysanoptera, Thripidae. The record is from RefSeq and is a predicted model, not a curated record. The transcript has a single exon. Gene Ontology annotation, molecular function: dolichyl pyrophosphate Man9GlcNAc2 alpha-1,3-glucosyltransferase activity. Gene Ontology annotation, biological process: protein N-linked glycosylation.
AGGCUAGGUUAGAGCAAGCUAAGCAAGUCUCAAACCGGCUCAGUUUAUCAGUGUUGUAGUCGUCAGGCGUCCCCCUCACUCUGGCUUUACCGCCUGUUCCUGUCCCUGUCGAGAUGUCUUCGUCUUCGUCUGUGGACGUGUUUCGAGGCGCUGGCGUGCUGACUCUGCUGGGGAUUUUAAUUCUCCGAUGGGGGGUCUCCCUGCACUCAUACUCAGGCCAGAAGAAACCCCCCAUGUAUGGUGAUUAUGAGGCCCAACGUCACUGGAUGGAAGUAACGCACAAUCUCCCUGUGAAGGAGUGGUACUUCAACACUACGAACAAUGAUCUAUUAUACUGGGGACUCGACUACCCUCCAUUGACUGCGUACCACAGCAAGUUGUGUGGUUUUAUCGCGUCUCAAAUUGAUGAAAGCUUUGUAGCUUUGGGUACAUCACGAGGCUUUGAAAGUUAUGCACACAAGCUUUUUAUGCGUUGGACUGUGAUUUUUAGUGACCUUCUAAUUCUUAUUCCGUCUGUGUGGUGGUACUUUGUGUCUAGACAUAAGACAUCAGAUGAUUCCUCUUUAGUGUGGAUCUUCUUGGUCCUGUCACACCCAGGUCUGCUUCUAAUCGACCAUGGACAUUUUCAAUACAAUGGUAUUUCUCUUGGGUUUACUGUUGCUGCAGCAGCUGCCAUAUUUCAAAAUAAAAAAUUAUUGGGCUCUAUGUUGUUUGUGUUUGCUCUUAGUUUCAAGCAAAUGAGUUUGUAUCAUGCCUUCCCCUUCUUCUUUUAUUUGUUAGGAGACACUUUAAAAGGAGGCAUUCUGAAAGGGGUCCCAAAUCUAGCUGCAAUAGCAUUUGUAGUCUUGUCCACAUUUGCCCUUCUGUGGUCACCCUUUUUGACAGAGAUUAACCAAAUAAAGCAAGUCUUUGUCCGGUUGUUUCCCUUUGCGAGGGGUGUUUUUGAGGACAAAGUGUCAAAUGUCUGGUGUGCUUUGAAUGUUUUAAUUAAAAUUAAAAACUUGUUUAAAAAUGAGGAGAUGGCUUUGAUGUGUUUAGUCUCCACUCUGAUAGUUGUUCUUCCAAGUUGUCUAGAUAUAUUAUUUCGCCCAAAUAAGAAAAAAUUUGUGUAUGCACUGAUAAACUCAGGUUUGACAUUUUUCCUAUUUUCGUAUCAAGUUCAUGAAAAGAGCAUUUUACUUGCAUCCAUACCAGUAGCACUUGCGUUGCCUUCAGACCCAUUUUUGAGUAUGUGGUUUACAACCGUUUCUUCAUUUAGCAUGCUGCCCCUGCUCUUAAAGGAUGGCUUAUUGAUCCCUACUGUGGCACUUUCUGUCUUCCACAUUGUAGCCACCACCUUGAUGGUCAAUGUUCUGGCAUCAACAAGCCUCAAGUCAAACAAAUCUGACAACCAAAAUGUCACUAAUUUUUGGUGGUGGGCUGUGUUUUCCUUAUCUAUGAUGGGCUGUGCAGUGCUGACACUCCUAACUGUUGCUGUCAAGCCACCUAAACACCUGCCCGAUUUGUUUCCAUUGCUCAUCUCCGUUUAUUCUUGUAUACAUUUCUUAGGGUUUUUAUUGUACUUCAAUUAUAAACAAUUUUCUUUAAGUGGAAUCUCUCUUAGACAAACAGUUGAUGAAAAAAAGCAUAAGUGAACUUGCAUUAAAUAUUUGUAAUAUUUAUUACUGUUAGUUGACUUGUCAGGCCUCUAACAGACAAUUUGUGAUAUUGGUAAAAAUGAUUUUGAUAAAAUAAAUGAUUGAACUUGUA